Messenger RNA from Medicago truncatula (barrel medic), 1934 nucleotides. RefSeq names its product anthocyanidin 3-O-glucosyltransferase 2. Gene Ontology annotation, molecular function: UDP-glucosyltransferase activity. NCBI's taxonomy places the organism in Eukaryota, Viridiplantae, Streptophyta, Magnoliopsida, Fabales, Fabaceae. The record is from RefSeq and is a predicted model, not a curated record. The coding region runs from base 148 to 1596 and encodes 482 amino acids. The transcript has a single exon.
AGGACAUACUUCAACUCAAACACCCCUUCAAUAAUCAUACUAAUAAUUCUCUACACUAUUCCUAGUCAUAUAUAUAAAAAAAAAACUCAGGAAUAUCAAACAAUUCAAAAAACAGUCACUCACAGAGUAAGUGUAUAUCCAUCCAAGAUGAAGAAAGCAGAAGUGGUGAUUAUCCCUUCACCUGGUGUUGGUCAUCUAGUUUCCACCCUUGAAUUUGCAAAGCUUCUAAUCAACCGUGAUAACCGUCUCCGAAUAACCAUCUUGGUCAUCAAAUUCCCACACACCACAGAUGACGAUGUCGAUGUCUACACAAAAUCCCUUCCCAUUUCCGAUUCUCUCCAGGUCAUCAACCUUCCAGAAUGUUCUCUUCCCCCAAACACCGAACCACGUUUUGUCAUGAACGCUCUCCUUGAAGCUCAGAAACCAAACGUCAAACAAGCUGUAUCCAACCUCACUACUAGAGAAGGACAACCACCUGGACACCUUGCCGCCUUCGUUGUUGACAUGUUCUGCACCACCAUGAUUGAUAUUGCCAAAGAAUUUUCCAUCCCUGCGCUCAUCUUCUUCACUUCCGGUGUUGCUUUUCUUGGUUUGAUGCUCCAUCUUCACACUCUGUUUGAACGAGACAACAUCGAUUCAACUCAGUUGCUGCAGCAGAACGAGGUAGCCAUCCCAAGUUUUGCCAACUCGAUUCCAAUUAACUCGUUGCCCAGUUUCCUGCUACACAAGGAAUAUGAAUCGUUUUUCAUGAACUUUGCCGGUGGCAUCAAAAAAGCAAAUGCCAUUAUAGUAAAUUCAUUUGAAGAGUUAGAAUCACAUGCUGUUCAAUCCUUUUUCUCUCAUCCUGAUCUAGCAGAAUUACCGGUAUAUCCAGUGGGACCCUUAUUAAACCCCGAGCCCAAAACUAAGGGCACCGAUGAGUCUGAUGAUAUCAUCAAGUGGCUUGAUGAUCAACCUCCUUCCUCGGUAGUUUUCCUCUGCUUCGGGAGCAGGGGCUCUUUCGAUGAGGAUCAGGUUAAAGAGAUUGCACAUGCUAUUGAGAAUUGUGGAGCCCGUUUUGUGUGGUCUCUGCGUAAACCCUCACCGAAGGGAAUCAUGGUUUCACCCUCUGAUUACCCUCUUUCUGAUUUGGAAUCGGUUUUACCUGAAGGAUUCUUAGAUCGAACAACAGGGAUUGGAAGGGUAAUUGGAUGGGCCCAACAGGCCCAAAUACUAGCUCAUCCAGCCACUGGAGGAUUUGUUUCGCAUUGUGGUUGGAAUUCAACACUCGAGAGCAUAUAUUUUGGUGUGCCUAUUGCCGCGUGGCCACUCUAUGCUGAGCAACAGGCUAAUGCUUUUGAAUUGGUGUGUGAACUGAAAAUAGGUGUGGAAAUUGCUUUGGAUUAUAAGGUGGGGUUUAAUGAAGGGCCUAACUAUCUUGUAACUGCGGAUAAGAUUGAGAGAGGAAUAAGGAAUUUGUUGGAUAAGGAUGGAGAAUUCAGGAAAAAAGUGAUAGAGAUGAGUGAAAAGAGUAAGAAGACUUUGUUAGAGGGUGGAUCUUCCUACACUUAUUUAGGUCAUUUGAUUGAUUAUAUUAUGAAUCAGGUAUCAAAUUAAAUUAUCUUAUCACCUACAUACAAAAAUGUUGGAGGGCAUUGUUUAAUUUUCGACAUUAAUCAAUGUAACAAGAUUAAUCAAAUUUCACUUUGGUUGUUCACUUUUUUGCUGUUAUAGAACUGGUGAUUUAUGCAAUUGUUCAGUUUAACUGUUCCUCUUAGUGAUAACGUUCCAUAAGCUAUUUGAAUCCUGUAAUUGUAAGCCUUAAACUAUACAUGAUUGAAGUUCAUUAAAGGGGAUUCAAUGAUGAUGAAAGGGUGAUAUUAAAGUUCACCAAUUUCAAUCACUCACUCAACAACCCAUUUGAGUAUAUUAUAAAAACUUAUUUUGUUUUUUUA